Messenger RNA from Camellia sinensis, 786 nucleotides. The record is from RefSeq and is a predicted model, not a curated record. NCBI's taxonomy places the organism in Eukaryota, Viridiplantae, Streptophyta, Magnoliopsida, Ericales, Theaceae.
AAAUGCCAUUUGUACGAGUCGGUUACUCUGUUCCCAGAUGACCGCCCUCAUUUCUGCACAAUCUCUAGAGAGAGUGAGAGAGAGAAGCUGAUCUAUGUAUGACAACGAUUGAGUCAUCGUCCGCGGUGGAAUCGAGCAUGGAGGACACUUCGCAAACCCUAACAAACCCUCAAUUUUCGAACAACACUAACAGGAACGGCCACGGCCGCCGAAUCGGAGGCGGAGGAGAUGACGACGUCGUCGGCGGGGAUGAUGAAGAAUUCAGAGGCGAAGAGUGUGAUAACGAGGCUUGGGACAGACUGAGCAGGAGCUUUCGGCAAGUCCAGUCGGUGUUGGAUCGGAACCGAGCUUUGAUUCAACAGGUUAACGAGAAUCACCAGUCGAAGAUGCCUGACAAUCUCGUCAAGAACGUUGCCCUAAUUCGAGAGAUCAACGGUAAUAUAUCCAAAGUCAUGUCUCUCUACUCCGAUCUCUCCGUUGAUUUCUCCAACAUCGUUCAGCAGCGACGCGCGAUCAACAAUGACGACCACGUGGAGAAGAGUGCAGGCUCUUGAACUCAUCAUCAUCAUCACCGAUCAAUUGAUUUCAGUAAUUUUCAAUCACCUUUGCUCUGUUUUACACUUCUGUUCUGUGUAUGUAGGUUAAGGCUGGUCUGUGUUUGGAUUUGUCUUUGGUUAGUCUGUUCUAUUUGGAAUAUGGCAUGUGUUUGGUUGAAUUCGGGUUUUUGUGCAUGGAUUAUUGGCUUUUUAAAGUUAUAGUUGGGUCGAUGGCGGUGGCAUUGAUAAA